CACAAGGUGUCAGGCACACUCUCUAGCAAUGAUUCAUCUUCAUUUGUUCCGUUCUCUGUCAUGACUGUUAGUGUAUGCGAUGACAACUGCAUGUGCCUUUCUAUCCAUGUGUGUGUAGCUACCACGCUACCACUGCCUUUUGUGAGAUUCAUAUGUAUUUGUUGUCUGGACAAGAUGUAUAUAUGGAUUAUGCGUCGGCUUUCACUCUCUGACCUGUGCUGCUUCCCUAAUCAUUGGUCCUAAAUCUUUUGAUUCAUAUCCUUCUGCUACCAUGAGAGAGAUGUGUGGGGCUUAUUUUUUCCUAUAAUGGCCAAAGUUGUCUGGUCUGGACAGCGGUGCUACGCCUCCCCACAUUGUAUCUUAAGUAUAUUAACCUAGUGAAGCAGAGUUAAUGUAUUCAAUAAUAGAGAAGUAAAACCAGUUUUGUACGUCACUCUGGAUUAGGGCGUCUGCCAAGCGCUGCAAAUGUCAAUAAAAAAAAUCAUGCUAUUAUUCAAGUUAUAAAAAUACGACAGAUACUUUCACUUUUGUUCUCUCAGUAAUGCUUCACUCCCCUCUGUUCUUUAUAACAGCAAAAGAUAAAGAACAAUCAGCAGUCGAGAGGAAGACGAGCUGAGCUGCACACUUAGAACAGCUGACAGAGAAACACACACAGACCAUAAAUCUCACUCAGAGCUUCACACAAGAUACAACCUGCACAUUCUCUACAGGGCUACAGUAUCGAAUAUCAAGAAUGGCAAAGUUUAUCAUGGGAUUAUUUAUAGCCAAACCUGAAUUUGUCACAGUUCUGGCUGAUCAACAAAUUGAACGUGGACAGGAUUUUAUUUUUUCCUGUGAGGCAAACACAACAUAUGUAACAGUCUCAUGGGAAAAACAUGGCCAAAAAUUGCGUUGUGUUGAGGGCAAGCACAGAAUGAGCAUAGAGGGUACAAAAUUUCAGUUGAAAAUAUCAAACGCUGUGGAGGGUGAUGAAGGAAACUACACCGUAACCCUGAGCAACAGUUUAGGUUCCACCUCAUGCUCUGCACUUGUGAGAAUCAUUAUAAAAGAAUGGAGGACAGUGGAAUGGAAACAAGAGAGAAUGUUAAAGUCUCUCAAGACAUUUCAAAUUUGUAAUGAAGUUCAAGAGCUCCGAUUCCUCGUCUGUGGACCAAUUGGAACAGGAAAGUCCAGCACCAUAAACACCAUCAGAUCCAUUUUUGAAGGCCGUCAGUUUAUCGACUGUCUGGCUGCUUCAGGAACAACAACGAGUCAUACUCUAUCCUAUAAACGAUUCCAAAUCGCAAAUGAAGAAGGAUCAUUUCCUUUUGCCUUCAAUGACAUAAUGGGUGCGGAAAAAGACUCUGGAAUCCUCAAUGAAGAUAUCAUCAGUGCUUUAAAAGGUCACAUUAAAGAGGGUUUCAUGUUCAACUCUGAAAUUCCACUGUCUGAAAGCAACCUUUACUACAACAAAAACCCCACCCUGAGUGAUCAGAUGCACUGCCUGGUGUUCGUCAUGCCAGCUGACAAAAUUUCAACCCAAGACGAAAAGUUUAUGCAAAAAAUGAAGAGUGUCAUGAAAGCAGCAAGCAGCAUGGAAAUUCCUCAAGUGGUUUUCAUGACAAGAGUAGACCUUGCAUGUCCAAUAACCAAGGAGAACCUGCAAAAUGUCUACAAAAGCAAGAAGAUCAAAGAGAAUAUGCAGAAAUGCAGUAAUGAACUGGGUGUGCCUGUGAACCGUAUCUUUCCUGUCUUGAACUAUCAUGAGCAGAUCGUUAUGAAUGAAGAUAUAAACUGCCUGAUGCUCGAUGCCUUAACAAAGAUUAUCUUCUGGGCUAAUGACUAUGUGCUCAAAAAGAGUUCACACCAACAAACAACCUGUAAAUAGAGAAAGUUCACAUGAAAAGUGACAAACAAUUUUAAAGGUUAUCUAAUGAGUUAUUAAUGAGAAUUUAUAUUAAUCCAAUUAUUAAUGCAAAUAUAUUAAUGCUUACAUUUCAUUUUGUUUUUUGAAUUUGUAAAAGAGUUUGGUAAAGGAUUUUUACUUGAUUAUAGAAUUGAUUUGGAAUUGUGCAUCAGUAUCACAGCCUGAAUAAAGAGUGUAAUGCUUACAUGGAGGUAUAUCUAAUUCAGACAUUUUAGAUAUAGCUCAGUUUUAUAGAUCUUUUAUAUUUAGCUCAGUUUCUGUAAUGUAAUAGGAUUUGUGUGGAUAUAUUUUCAUAUAUUGAAUGUUAUGUUAAGCAUUUAUCUGCUUUUUUAUUUUAAAAAUUCUGAUUUAUUAUUUUUAAUGUGUGUAUAAAACUCUACAAUGCAUACCCAUGUAUGUUUGAUCACAUUUUUACCAAUAAAAUGUAAAUAUUACAUAAUGAAACUUUAUAAGCCAUUACAAAAUGAUUAGCUGAAACAAUACAAAGGAUGCAACAAACAUUUCCUGCUACAGUAAAUAUACACUUACAGUGAAUGAAAUGAAAUCCCGGUGAUGGCCACCAGAGAAUGUUAGUAAAAUUAAAUGGUUUCUAACAAACUGCAACAAUAAAUCAAUUGAACUGACACAUUUUAAAAAGUUCUUUGAUUGACGAACUCUCUGAGAAAAAUGCGUGGAUUGACUGAAAAUAGAAAAAAAAUUCUUUUGACAUUAAUCAAAUUCAAGAAAACUCAGAGUCACAAAACCCUAACCCAGAGUUCUAUCAUUUCAUUAGUUAUAUUAUGAGGUGUAUCAUUAGUUAUUACUAAGGGAUCAUUAAAGGUUUCACCGACCUCUAGAUCAAGUCACGGUACUUGACUUUUAACUCUUGAAGCAGACUUUACAGAGUGUCUUGCUUUUCUCUGGUCAGCAGUGUAGGAGAAAACUCACUUCGAACCUACAUUGGCCCAGGCUGGCUCCUGCAAUCUGACUAUAAAAUUAAACAACAAG
Molecule: messenger RNA, 2893 nt
Organism: Tachysurus fulvidraco (yellow catfish)
Lineage: Eukaryota; Metazoa; Chordata; Actinopteri; Siluriformes; Bagridae
Product: interferon-induced protein 44-like
Exons: 9
Coding region: 734-1867 (377 amino acids)
Source: RefSeq, a predicted model, not a curated record